Erinaceus europaeus (western European hedgehog) is the source of this 1279-nucleotide messenger RNA. It is a transcript of the gene ENDOV, whose product is annotated as endonuclease V. Lineage: Eukaryota; Metazoa; Chordata; Mammalia; Eulipotyphla; Erinaceidae. Bases 89 to 925 code for a protein of 278 amino acids. The transcript has 9 exons. Gene Ontology annotation, biological process: DNA repair. Gene Ontology annotation, molecular function: single-stranded RNA binding; RNA endonuclease activity producing 5'-phosphomonoesters, hydrolytic mechanism. Gene Ontology annotation, cellular component: nucleolus; cytoplasm. The record is from RefSeq and is a predicted model, not a curated record.
GUCCCAGAAUGGCACCAUGGCAACCGGGACACUGACCCUGCACGGAUGCCGCCGGAAGUGACGUUUCCGGAAGUGCCCGGGCCGGGGCAUGGCCGAAGAGGCCGAGGGGGGGGUUCCAGAGGAGAUUCUGUCGCUCUGGGAACGAGAGCAGGCCCAACUGAAGGCCCGCGUGGUGGACCGGGACACCGAGGAGUGGCAGCGGGAACCCGCCUUCUCGGGCCUGCGGAGGGUCGGGGGCGUGGACUUGUCGUUUGUGAAAGGCGACUGCGCCCGUGCCUGCGCUUCCCUGGUGGUGCUCAGCUACCCCGAGCUGGAGGUACUGUACGAGGACAACCAGCUGGUCAGCCUGAGUACCCCCUAUGUGCCCGGAUUCCUGGCCUUCCGGGAGGUGCCCUUCCUGCGGGAUGCCAUGCAGCGACUGCGGGACACCAAGCCCAGCCUUGUGCCCCAGGUCCUUUUCGUGGAUGGAAAUGGGGUGCUCCACCCCCGAGGUUUUGGUGUGGCCUGCCACCUCGGCAUCCUCACAGAUCUGCCCUGCAUCGGGGUGGCCAAGAAACUGCUACAGGUGGAUGGUCUGGAGAACAAUGCUCUGCACAGGGAGAGGAUGCAGCUUCUGCAUGCGGGAGGAGACUCCUUCCCACUGAUGGGGGAGUCUAGGACUGUCCUGGGCAUGGCCCUGAGAAGCCAUGACCGCAGCACCAAUCCCCUGUAUGUCUCUGUGGGCCACAAGGUGAGCCUGCAGACAGCUGUGCGCCUGACCCAUAGCUGCUGCAGGUUCCGAAUCCCUGAGCCUGUGCGCCAGGCUGACAUUCGAUCCCGAGAGCACAUCCGCAGGACCCUGGGCCUCCCUGCAGCCCCUGAGCCAGCCCCAAAGAGAAGCCAGAAAGUGCACCCCAAGGGAAACUUGGAGGAGACCCUCGAUUGAAGGCACAUCUGCAGCCCCCUGGACACCUCAGAAGCCUAGACCCCAGGCCCCCACAGGUGUGCCCACAGAGCCAGGAGGUGGGCAUCUGCUUCCUGAGAGCACACGGAGGGGUGUAGGACAGGUGUUUUAUGUUUUCUACACCAGCCCAGGUGGCCAGGCUGCCUCCUCAUGCUUUCCUCCCAGACACUUCUUUCUUGUGUGUCUGUGAUUUAAUAGAGGUUUACAAGAUUAUAAGAUAAUGGAUAAUGGGGUGAAUUAUGAUCUGGAUGUAGUAGGGUGUUUCCACACCACAUCCACCACCGGAGUUCUAUGCCCUCAGCACCUUCCUUGUCUUUAAAUAAAUUUGUCACUGUU